This is a messenger RNA of Trypanosoma theileri, 492 nucleotides long. Its product is annotated as receptor-type adenylate cyclase. The annotation marks the transcript as partial. The record is from RefSeq and is a predicted model, not a curated record. Lineage: Eukaryota; Euglenozoa; Kinetoplastea; Trypanosomatida; Trypanosomatidae. The transcript has a single exon.
AUGGGAGCUGUGUGGUGUGUUCACGCUGCCGGGAACGAGGGAGGUGAGGCCCAAAUAACCUUCGAGUUCCAGGCGGAGUGGGAGAAGUUUGCUGCUACCCUACCGCAGUCCGUGAUUAUCUUUGGCAAGACCUCAAAGACAACAGAGGCGUUCAUCGAGAAGAUGAUGUCUGACAGUCGUGUCAAUGAGGCGUAUGUGCAGUCUCCCCUCGGCACACAAGGCACCAUAAUCUCGUACUAUAAGGCUGCUGUUGCUGCCGGCACCCCCUUUGUGGCUGGACGCGUCAUCACAACGGGUUCAAACCCGCUGACUUUGGACACGCGGUAUGAGGCGGUCAUGCACUUCCAAACUGUGGUGACGAACUACCUGAAGAACAGCAACCAGUCCGACUACCACAAUCCUGAGGUCUUUCUGGAGGACGAGGUUGUUGGGGAGUUGAUGGUGGGCGGCUGGAUAGCCGGUGAGAUCAUCAUGGAGACCCUUGCCUCAUCC